Messenger RNA from Mastomys coucha (southern multimammate mouse), 3146 nucleotides. RefSeq names its product PR/SET domain 13 (gene Prdm13). The coding region runs from base 160 to 2406 and encodes 748 amino acids. Lineage: Eukaryota; Metazoa; Chordata; Mammalia; Rodentia; Muridae. Gene Ontology annotation, cellular component: nucleus. Gene Ontology annotation, molecular function: protein binding. The transcript has 4 exons. The record is from RefSeq and is a predicted model, not a curated record.
CAGAGGCCUCGAUUAUGCAGGGGGCUGAGGGAACCACUCCAUGUGACCCUCUCGGGUGGGACUCUGCAGCUGCUUCACAGCGCAACUCUCUCACCAAACUCCGCGCCCUUGCGCUCGCGGUGCCAAAAGGCGCCCGCCCGGAUUGAAAAGGCGCAGUGCAUGCCCGCCCGCGUCACUAGGCAGACAGAAGACGCACGUCGGGGUGCGGAUCCCUCCUCUGCAUGCGGCUGCUCCUGGUUCUGUCACUUGAGCCCAGUGGAGGACUCCGCGAGCCCCAGCGUCUGCCUGGCGGCGGUGGCAACAAUGCACGGAACUUCCCGCACUUCGGCCACCAGCGUGAACGCUGACUGCUGCAUCCCGGCUGGCCUGCGCCUUGGGCCGGUGCCUGGCACCUUCAAGCUGGGCAAGUACCUGUCAGAUCGCAGGGAACCAGGGCCCAAGAAAAAGGUGCGCAUGGUGAGAGGGGAGCUGGUGGAUGAGUCAGGGGGCUCCCCUCUGGAGUGGAUAGGGUUAAUCCGGGCAGCCAGGAAUCCCCAGGAACAGACUCUGGAAGCUAUUGCGGACUUACCAGGAGGACAGAUCUUCUAUCGUGCAUUGCGAGACGUCCAGCCGGGGGAAGAGCUGACUGUGUGGUAUUCCAACUCCUUGGCUCAGUGGUUUGACAUCCCUACAACUGCAACUCCUACUCAUGAUGAGAAAGGGGAGGAGCGCUACAUCUGCUGGUACUGCUGGAGGACCUUCCGCUACCCUAACAGCCUCAAGGCACACCUGCGUUUCCACUGUGUGCUGAGCGGCGGCGGGGGCCGCGCCUUCCUGCCCCAGGAGCACGCGGCCCGGCCCGGCGCUUCCCCGGUGGCCGAAGGCCUCGGCCUCCCUCCCAAACCCACAGCCCCGGACUUGACGGCGCCCGUCCAGGCAGCCGCUCUGAGGCCCCAAGCGCAGGCCGCUCAGCUCGCCCAGGCGUGCGGGGCGCGGGAGAGCAUCAAGCGGGAGGCUUCUCUGGCGCCCCUCGCCACCUCCCCGCCGCUGGGCAAGUGGGGGACGCCCAAGAAGGGCAAGGAGCAGCCGGACCGCGCGCACGGCCACUUCCUGGGGAUCGUAGGCGGCUCCUCGGGCGGCAGCGGAGGUCUGCCCUUCUACCCCGGCGUGCGCUCCGCUUUCAAGCCCGCCGGCCUGGCCCGGGCGGCUGCGCAGAGCGACCCCUACCGGGAAGAGGGCGGCGGCAAGGGGCCGGGGUUGGCGCUAGGCCGCCUGCUGGGCGGGGGCCGGCCCGGCGGGCGCCCCGGCAGUGGGGAGAGCCCGGCGGGCCACCACCACCACCACCACCACGCUCACCACCACCACCACCACCAUCCCAAGUGCCUGCUGGCGGGGGAGCCGCCGCCGGCCGGCCUGCCGUGUCCCGGGGCCCUGCGGGCCUUCCCCCUGCUCGCUGGCCACCCGGAAGAGGCGUCGGCCUUCAAACACGUGGAGCGGGCCCCGCCCGCCGCCGCCGCCGCCGCCUCGCUGCCGGCCGCACGCUACGCGGCUCUCCCGGCGCCCGGGCUCCCUGUGGAGCGCUGUGCGCUGCCGCCCCUCGAUGCCGGCAGCCUCAAGGCGUACCCGGGCGGCGAGUGCAGCCCCCUGCCCGCCGUCAUGCCGGCCUUCACGGUGUACAGCGGAGACCUGCUCUACGGCCCUCCGGCCGCCUAUUACCCUCUGAAGCUGCACUUGGGCGGGCUGCUCAAGUAUCCCGAGUCCAUCUCCUAUUUGAGCGGCCCUGCGGCGGCUGCGGCAGCCGCGGCCGCGGCGGCGGCGGCGAUCGGCCCGGCCGAGCUGGGCUCCCUGGCCAGCAUCGACCGCGAGAUCGCCAUGCACACGCAGCAGCUGUCGGAGAUGGCAGUCGGGAAGGGUCGCGGCCGCCUGGAUUCGGGGACGCUGCCUCCAGCCGUAGUGGCGGCGUCAGGCCCCGGGGGUGGCGGCGGUGGCGGGAGCGCGGCAGGCAAGCCCAAGACAGGCCACUUGUGCCUCUACUGUGGCAAGCUGUACUCGCGCAAGUACGGGCUCAAGAUCCACAUGCGGACGCACACCGGCUACAAGCCGCUCAAGUGCAAAGUGUGCCUGCGGCCCUUCGGCGACCCCAGCAAUCUCAACAAGCACAUCCGACUCCACGCCGAGGGCAAUACGCCCUACCGCUGCGAGUUCUGCGGCAAGGUGCUGGUGCGCCGCCGAGACCUGGAGCGUCACGUCAAGUCCCGCCACCCAGGCCAGAGCCUGAUCGCCAAGGCGGGCGACCGCCCGGGCACGGAGCCGGGCUAUGCUCUGGAGCCUGGGGAUCCCAAGAGCGAGGACAGUGACGUGGACGUCUGCUUCACUGACGACCAGAGCGACCCUGAGGCUGGGGGCCGUGGCGAGCACGAUUCCUAACGCGCCGUCCAGGGAAGGAGCAGGGACAGGGACAGAGUGAAGUGGUGACAAGAAGGACUCGGUCGAUGUUGUAAUUUGGGGGGAUGGUGUCUUAUUAGGAACAGUGAGCCGCUCCAGUUCUCUAGUGGAGCAAAGUUUAAGGAUGGGUUAAAGAAAAAGAGACACAGCCAAUGAACAGCCCAUAGGUUGUGGGUCUCCAUCCUUCAGGGCCCUAGACUCUGGCAUAGCCUCUCAUUCUGAAAGCAUUCUGGUCUUGAGGUUCAGGAUCGCGUCAAAAUAAAUAUCUCAGUGCCCUCAAAGGUGAUGAUUUUUACUGCCACACAUUUUUAAAACGUUCUUUUCUGUGGAGGAAAUCGUGCCUUUUGAAAAGAUGUUCCGCGUGAAUUUUAUGUUAAGUAUUUCACUGCAUAGCAAGCAAAACAGUAGAUGUGACACCCACACACCUGUUUCCAUUUCUUAUCUGUUCUGUCAAAGAGCACUCCUUGCCACAUUGAGGAUAUUGUGGUAGUGGAUGUAUAAAUUGGUCAAGUUGCAAUUAUUUAUGAGAGAAUAAUGAUAAAUGUAAAAUAACGCAUGAAUAUAAGAGCACGCAAUAUAUAAAUUAAAAAAAUAUCCUAUUUGGUAGAGUCCAAAUGUUUAUGUUGUUUUAUAAUGAAUGAUGUACAGUGGAUAUAGUACUUUGCCCUUGCUUCCAUUUUGUGCAAUCUUUAAGAAUAAUAAAGAUACAAAUGAGAGUUCUA